Messenger RNA from Scylla paramamosain (green mud crab), 919 nucleotides. RefSeq names its product large ribosomal subunit protein uL16-like (gene RpL10). Gene Ontology annotation, cellular component: cytosolic large ribosomal subunit; ribosome. The coding region runs from base 186 to 848 and encodes 220 amino acids. The record is from RefSeq and is a predicted model, not a curated record. Gene Ontology annotation, molecular function: structural constituent of ribosome. Gene Ontology annotation, biological process: translation; ribosomal large subunit assembly. The transcript is spliced from 5 exons. NCBI's taxonomy places the organism in Eukaryota, Metazoa, Arthropoda, Malacostraca, Decapoda, Portunidae.
UUCACCCCGGAGAAGGAAGAAGGUGAUGCACGUGGUUGACACCCUUCAUCAUUUUUGCCAAUAACUCCCAAACCCUUGAUAAUUUAAUAACCCCCAUUGGCACAGUGAUAGAUAAGGACCUUGAGCAUAUUUUGACCGCUUGGUGACCCUGUGUGACCUCAAAUAUUGGCUUUUUCAGGGGCAAGAUGGGGAGGCGUCCGGCGAGAUGCUACCGCUACUGCAAGAACAAGCCAUACCCGAAGAGCAGAUUCUGUAGGGGCGUGCCUGACCCCAAGAUUCGUAUUUUUGACCUGGGUCGGAAGAAGGCUGACGUGAGAGAGCUGCCGUUGUGCGUCCACUUGGUGUCUGAUGAGUACGAACAGCUGUCAUCCGAGGCGCUGGAGGCUGGACGCAUCUGUGCCAACAAGUACCUGGUGAAGAACUGCGGCAAGGACCAGUUCCACGUACGUGUUCGGCUCCACCCCUUCCACGUCAUCCGCAUUAACAAGAUGUUGUCGUGUGCGGGUGCUGAUAGGCUGCAGACAGGUAUGCGCGGAGCCUUUGGAAAGCCCCAGGGGACUGUGGCGCGGGUGCAGAUCGGACAGCCCAUCAUGUCUGUCCGCACACACGACCGCCACAAGGCCCACGUCAUCGAAGCAUUGAGGAGGGCCAAGUUUAAGUAUCCUGGGAGGCAGAAGAUCUAUGUCUCUCGGAAGUGGGGCUUCACCAAGUUCGACCGCGACGAAUACGAGGACCUGAUGUCGAAGGGCCGUCUGUUCCCUGAUGGCGUGAACGUCCAGUACCGCCCUGAGCAUGGCCCCCUCUCUGUGUGGAAGAGGAGUCAGCUCGAACUUGCUGGCCAGAUCUAGAGAACUGGGUGUCUUGGCUUCUGGUCUAGGCUGCCAAGUCGCUCUCUUACUCAAUAAAGAGCUGGAAUAAA